AUGGAUGAUCCCACGAACCUGAAACCAAAGCAGCCAAAUGGAAUCCAGCCAUCCUCCUUUUCAUUGACCAGUGCUUUUCCUAACGUGACAACUGGCCACCUGAUUUACCUGCAGUCUGAGGCUCAGAGCUGCCACCUGCUGUUGACAGGAGAAACCGGAGAUGAUUUGAGCUGCACGGCGGACGGCCAGGUGUACACCAACAGGGACAUCUGGAAGCCGGAGCCAUGCCGGAUCUGUGUGUGUGACAACGGCCAGGUCCUCUGCGACGAAAUCCAGUGCGACGAGCUGACUAACUGUGAGAAGGUGGUGAUCCCCGAGGGCGAGUGCUGCCCCGUCUGUCAGACGGAUUCACAGGGCGGAGGUGGAGGAGGAGGCGGAGGCGGGGGCGGCGGCAGGGGCGACGGCGGACAGGGAGGUUUUGGUGACGGGGGCAGGAUCUAUAAGGGUCAGAAGGGAGAGCCCGGAGAGGUGCCACUUGUGACUGGUAUCAGAGGCCGCCCUGGACCUAUGGGCCCUCCCGGCUCCCCGGGACACAGAGGAUCUCGAGGACACAAAGGCAGGCCUGGACUGCGGGGCCCUCCGGGUUAUGAUGGAGAGCCUGGUGUACCAGGUCAGCCCGGUGAACCAGGACCUCCAGGACCUCCGACGCACCCCGGAGGCCUGGGAUCCCAGAUGGCUGGAGGCUUCGACGGAAAAACAGGACCUCAGGCCAUGAUAAGUGGCUCAAGGGGUGAGGCUGGAGCAAGAGGCCCCCCCGGGCCAAACGGUUCACCUGGUCAAUCUGGACCCCAAGGACCACCUGGAGAUGUCGGCGAUCCAGGGCAUAUGGGUCCACCUGGGCAAAGGGGACCUGAGGGCCCUCCAGGGAAACCAGGUGAAGAUGGAGAACCAGGCAAAUCGGGAAAUAGCGGAGAAAUGGGAUUCCCUGGAUCACCAGGAUCCAGAGGAUUUCCAGGUACCCCCGGGCCUCCCGGACUGAAGGGUCACAGAGGCCAUGCUGGAAUACUUGGCCAAAAAGGUGAAACUGGAGCUGUUGGAUCCAAGGGUGCCACAGGGCCCCCUGGUCAAAUGGGAGCACCUGGACCUAUGGGUCCUGCUGGGAUGCCAGGGGAGAGAGGACGCUCUGGACCCAGUGGCGUAGCAGGUAAACGUGGUGACCCUGGUAACCUCGGAAAGCCUGGGCCAAUGGGUCCCUUGGGUCUUAAUGGUCCACCUGGAUAUCCAGGAACCCCAGGGAUGAAGGGACAACCAGGCCCCACAGGAGUCCGGGGUCCAGAGGGCCCACAGGGACAGAGAGGAGAGACUGGUAAUAUGGGCAGAGCUGGACCAACUGGCCUCCAGGGCCCCGCGGGUACGGAUGGUGGCCCGGGUACCAAAGGACCAGUGGGUAAUCUUGGUCCACAAGGUCCAGGUGGCCAUGCUGGACCCCAAGGACCACCAGGACCUCAGGGGAGCACUGGUCAGCCUGGUAUCAAAGGAUCCCUGGGAGAUGCUGGCGUCGCAGGAUUUAAAGGAGAGGCUGGACCCAAAGGAGAAACUGGUCCGCCAGGCUCCCAGGGAGUGCUUGGACCUCAGGGUGAAGAAGGAAAACGAGGACAACGUGGAGACCCAGGCACUGUGGGCCCUCCUGGUCCCGUUGGAGAGAGAGGAUCUCCUGGAAACAGAGGAUUCCCUGGUGCUGAUGGGCUGCCAGGACCUAAGGGUGCUCAAGGAGAUCGUGGGACAUCUGGCCCACCGGGUCCCAAAGCUUCUGUAGGAGACCCUGGGCGUACCGGAGAACCUGGUCUACCAGGUGCAAGGGGUCUUACUGGUACCCCUGGAGUGCAGGGAGCAGAGGGCAAGCCGGGACCGUUGGGGGCUCCAGGGGAAGAUGGUCGCCCAGGCCCCGCAGGGUCUAUUGGAAACAGAGGGCCCGCAGGAAUCAUGGGAGGGCCGGGCCCUAAGGGCUUCAGUGGUGACCCAGGAAAAACAGGGGAACAAGGAUCUGCAGGAGUGUCAGGUCAAAGAGGUCCCCCUGGCAAAGAUGGAGAAGUUGGCCCUGCUGGCCCCCCUGGCCCAGCUGGUGUCGCAGGAGAAAGAGGAGAGCAGGGACCUCCAGGUGUAAAUGGAUUCCAGGGUUUGCCUGGAAACCAAGGCCCUCCUGGAGAGCCUGGAAAACCAGGUGACCAAGGUAUUCCUGGAGAGCUGGGUACCGUGGGCCAAAUAGGACCAAGGGGAGAGCGAGGUAUUCCCGGGGAGAGAGGAGAGCUGGGUUCAACUGGUCUGCAGGGACCUAAAGGUAUCCCUGGUGCACCUGGUCCAGAUGGGCCAAAGGGCAGUCCUGGUCCCCCUGGGACGCUUGGUGACGUGGGUCCUCCAGGACUUCAGGGAAUGCCUGGAGAGAGGGGUAUCUCUGGCCCUUCUGGGCCUAAAGGGGACAGAGGAGCGCUUGGUGAAAAAGGCUCUGAAGGUACAGCUGGGAAUGACGGUGCACGAGGAGCCCCGGGUCCCGUUGGCCCGCUAGGAUCCGCUGGACCCAGUGGUGAAAAGGGCGAACCUGGACCCAAAGGACCACAUGGACCCCCAGGAUCCAGAGGAGUACCAGGAGCGAGAGGCGACCCUGGUCCAAUCGGUGCUGUUGGAUUUGCUGGCCCUCCUGGUCCUGAUGGCCAACCUGGAGUCAAGGGAGAGCCUGGAGAACCAGGCCAAAAAGGAGAUGCUGGAUCGCCAGGACCUCAAGGCUUGUCUGGUGCUCACGGACCUCAGGGGCCGACUGGUGUUGCUGGACUGAAAGGCGGAAGAGGAACGCAGGGUGCACCAGGCCCCACUGGCUUCCCUGGAUCUGCAGGACGAGUUGGCCCCCCCGGCCCCACUGGUCCAAUUGGAGAAGCCGGACCCCUUGGACCCCCUGGGAAAGAGGGUCCUGCUGGUCUCCGUGGAGACCAUGGAGCCCCUGGUAGACAAGGAGAGCGAGGACCAGCAGGGCCACCGGGAAGCCCAGGAGACAAAGGGGACUCUGGAGAAGACGGCCCCACGGGUCCUGAUGGUCCUCCAGGCCCAGAGGGAACUACAGGACAGAGAGGCAUCGUGGGUCUUCCUGGUCAGAGAGGAGAGCGCGGGAUGCCAGGCCUUCCAGGACCUGGGGGGCCCCCAGGAAAACAAGGAUCCGCAGGAACACCUGGAGAUAAAGGCCCCCCAGGUCCAGUCGGUGUCCCGGGUGCUAACGGACCUCGUGGUGAUCCUGGUCCUGAUGGCCCUGCAGGAAGUGAUGGCCCGCCAGGAAAAGAUGGCGUUCUGGGACAAAGAGGGGACCGCGGAGAUCCUGGUCCAGAAGGUUUGAUUGGUCCUCAGGGACUUCCUGGCCCUCCAGGUCCUGUCGGUGCACCGGGUGAUGCUGGACGGAGAGGAGACGCUGGCUCAAGAGGACCCGUUGGUCCCCCGGGCUCAGCUGGGAAGAGAGGAUUAGUGGGACCCCAAGGACCAAGAGGAGAUAAGGGUGACCUGGGCGAUCAUGGAGAGAGAGGGCAGAAGGGACAUCGAGGCUUCACUGGUCUGCAGGGUCUUCCUGGGCCUCCUGGUACAACAGGUGAGCAGGGAGCUCCAGGAAUCGUUGGCCCAAGCGGACCCAGGGGGCCUCCUGGACCUAUCGGGCCUUCUGGAAAGGAAGGAUACAUUGGCCAGCCGGGACCGAUGGGGCCUCCUGGAACCCGAGGCAUCAGCGGAGAAAUCGGACCGGAGGGCCCUCCAGGAGAGCCAGGUCCCGCAGGCCCCCCUGGUCCCCCGGGACCUCCCACGGCAGCUAUGGAUGACCUCUUUGGCGGCCCUCAGGAUUACGACUCGGGCCCCCCUCCUCCUCCGGAGUUCAGCGAGGACGAGGCUCUGCCCAACAGCAACGCGUCCAGCAUAGUGGCCGUGGACCCGAGCAUCCACGCCACCCUGAAGGCCCUCAGCAGCCAGAUCAACAGCAUGAAGAGCCCCGACGGCAGCAGGAAACACCCCGCCAGGACCUGUGACGACCUCAAGAGAUGCUACCCCGACAAGAAGAGUGGCGAGUACUGGGUGGAUCCAAACCAAGGCAGCGUGGAGGACGCCAUCCAAGUGCACUGCAACAUGGACACGGGCGAGACCUGCAUCACAGCUAACCCAUCCAGCGUACCUCGUAAAGUGUGGUGGAGCUCUUCCAGGAACAAACCUGUGUGGUUCGGAGCGGACAUCAACCGUGGAACACAUUUCACUUAUGGCAACAAAGAUCAGCCGGGCAACUCCGUCACCGUCCAGAUGACUUUCAUCCGCCUGCUCUCCAAAGAGGCGUCUCAGACCAUCACAUACCACUGCAAGAACUCUGUGGCCUAUAAGGACGAGAAGGCGGGCAACUAUAAGAAAGCUGUAAUCCUCAAGGGCUCCAACGAUCUGGAGCUCAAAGCAGAGGGAAACAACCGCUUCAGAUACACAGUGGUGGAGGACUCCUGCUCGCAACCAAAUGGCAACUGGGGAAAGACAGUGUUUGAGUACAGGACACAGAAAACUGCCAGACUUCCUAUUGUGGAUUUGGCCCCUGUAGACAUUGGCGGCCCCAAUCAAGAGUUCGGCAUCGACAUCGGGUCCGUGUGCUUCUUGUAAAAUCGUCAGCAGGGAUGCGUCGGGGAGAAUCCUGAGACUAUUGAACUGACAGCUGACAUGAUCAGCCACGUUGUACAUACGAGUACUGAGGACUAUUCUGGCCCUGUGGCAAGAUAUUUAUUGUGCCUUUCAACCCAGUUCAAGACAUCGAAGAUUUGUAGUUUAGAAUGAAUGUUCGGAAUUCACUUAAAUUGGUAAAAAUCUGAAUCCUUCCUCUGUCUUCUCUUUGUAUGUUUGACCCCAAAUGUAAUGCAUUUCGAGGCUCACUAUGGUGAAGUUUGGUACAAAGAUAUUACCGUCUAAUUUUAUUUUUUACCAAAACAACGUUGCCAAAGAUGUAUGCAACAUUGCCAAAGACUAAUGAAUAUGAAAGCUUUAAAAUGGUGGUUAUACCUGCUGUUCAUAGGCUUUAAGAAAUCCCACUGAAGCUAUGUCAAAUGUCCCUUCACUUCUAUUUUUUACAGAUUUGUCUAUUAAUUUUUUGUGUGAAAUGUUUGCAUAUACAACAACAUUGUGGUGCUAUUGAGGAUCCGAUGCUUUGACCGGCGUAGGUAUUUUUUCAAGACAGUUUUGAUGAACCAAUGUCUGCAUCCAGUUACUUUAAACUCUGUACCGACCAUGUAGAACAUUAAAGACACAUUAAGACUGGCGAUUUCUCAGUGUUAGCUACCUCGUCACCGAAACUGAGAAACAAUGACACUACGUGUACAUCUUUUUCCCACAGGUGCUGUUUUGUAAGUAGUGUGAUCCUUGUGCACUCCUCCCAGCUGUGCGGUACAGGGCAGGGUGUGGGGAUACCAAUAAAGAUCUUUCUGUCAACGACGGAGAGACGAAUGAGGUGUCGUGUGAGUGGCGUGUGGUGAUUUGUUACAUUUUUUUUCUUACUUCCUUCAAUUUCAAUAUCGUUUAGUAAAAGGUAGCAGAGAAUAUUCUAUUUGUAUGCAUGUCCGUUCCCCCUUUUCAGUACCCUGGUUACUUAUAUGCUCUUGAAAUCCUUCUUAUAAUCAGAUUUAUAGACUGAGCUGGCUGUGAGUGCCUGUUUGCUUUUGUAUUAUUUUUACUAUGCAACAAAUUAAACAAACUGCUUGUUAAUCCCCCCCCCCCAAGCUCUUGUCAUAUUGAUUCAGGUAUAGUUAGAUCCUUUACGCAAACAAAAUCAAUUUUACACAUAUGUUAUGGUU
Messenger RNA from Etheostoma spectabile (orangethroat darter), 5780 nucleotides. It is a transcript of the gene col5a2a, whose product is annotated as collagen, type V, alpha 2a. NCBI's taxonomy places the organism in Eukaryota, Metazoa, Chordata, Actinopteri, Perciformes, Percidae. The coding region runs from base 1 to 4599 and encodes 1532 amino acids. Gene Ontology annotation, molecular function: protein binding; extracellular matrix structural constituent. The record is from RefSeq and is a predicted model, not a curated record. The transcript has 55 exons.